Molecule: messenger RNA, 2166 nt
Organism: Trachemys scripta elegans
Lineage: Eukaryota; Metazoa; Chordata; Testudines; Emydidae
Gene: WNT16
Product: Wnt family member 16
Exons: 4
Coding region: 1-1365 (454 amino acids)
Biological process (GO): neuron differentiation; multicellular organism development; cell fate commitment
Cellular component (GO): extracellular region
Molecular function (GO): frizzled binding; cytokine activity
Source: RefSeq, a predicted model, not a curated record
AUGGGCACUCUCUCUAAUAUUCAUGAGCUGCCGCGGGCCAAUGAGCGGCCAGGCGCGGCUGGAGGGGCCGAGAAGGCUGGGCAUGGAGAAGUCCAAGAGGAACCUGCUCACGUUGACGCGAAGGCACCUCUGCCCAGCCCUGCGCUCCCGCGGCUGCCCCCAGGCUGCUCUCUCCGGCCUCGGAGCAAAGAAAGAGGCAGAAUAAGGGGAAGCUGCCGCCGGGGCUUGUCACCUGCUGGCCCAGGCUGUGCGGGGCAGGGCCGGCGGGUUGCCUCCAUGGGGAGGGCUGGCUGUGACUUGCCUCGCCUGUGCGUGCGGUGGGCAGCGCUGCUGCUAGCGCUCUGGCCCUGCUGCGCCCACGGGAACUGGAUGUGGCUGGGCAUCGCCUCCUUCGGGGUCCCGGAGAAGCUGGGCUGCGCCGGGCUGCCGCUGAGCGGCCGCCAGAAGGAGCUGUGCAAGAGGAAGCCCCACCUGCUGCCCAGCAUCCGCGAGGGCGCGCGGCUGGGCAUCCAGGAGUGCCGGAGCCAGUUCAGGCACGAGCGCUGGGACUGCCCCCUCCUGCCCCCCGACUCCGCCGCCGCCUUCUCUGUCUUCGGCGCCGAGCUGAGCAGCGGCACCAAGGAAACAGCCUUUAUAUAUGCAGUGACGGCGGCAGGCCUUGUACAUUCAGUGACUCGAUCAUGCAGUGCAGGAAAUAUGACUGAGUGCUCCUGUGAUACAAACCUGCAAAAUGGUGGCUCAGCCACUGAAGGCUGGCACUGGGGUGGCUGCUCUGAUGACAUCCAUUAUGGAAUGUGGUUUAGCAGAAAGUUCUUAGAUGGGCCUAUUAAGAACAUAACUGGAAAAGACGGGAACGGACUGAUCUCAAUGAACCUGCACAAUAACGAGGCUGGAAGGCAGGCUGUAGCAAAGCUGUUGUCAGUGGAUUGCCGUUGUCAUGGAGUUUCUGGGUCCUGCGCCGUGAAAACUUGUUGGAAAACUAUGUCUUCAUUUGAAAAGAUUGGCGAGUAUUUAAAGGAUAAAUAUGAGAACAGCAUACAGGUAUCAGACAGACUGAAGAAAAAGCUACGCAGGAAAGAAAAAACCCAGCGGAAAAUACCAAUCCGCAAGGAAGAUCUUCUCUACAUAAACAAGUCACCCAACUACUGUGUAGAGGAUCGCAAACUUGGGAUUCCUGGAACACAGGGAAGGGAAUGCAACCGCACUUCAGAGGGACCAGAUGGUUGCAACCUCCUCUGCUGUGGCCGUGGUUACAACACUCACGUGGUCAGACACGUGGAGAGGUGUGAAUGCAAGUUUGUCUGGUGCUGUUAUGUGCGCUGCAGAAGAUGUGAGAGCAUGACUGAUGUUCAUACCUGCAAAUGAGAUACUCUGCCUCCGAAAACGAAGCAACUCCUUCCUGCUGAACAGGACUCAUUCCUCCUGUGGUGGAAUAACAAGAGGAUCAGUCUCAGUAACAGAGCUCACUGAAUGUAUUGUAUUCCAAACAGUUUGGUUUCUUACUGAAAGAGCAACUCAAGAUAAAUAGUAGCCUGCACAAAAUGAUAAAGUAACAGCAAAAAAGGCCAUGCCUUCUGAGAAGUCCAGGUGAAUAAGUGACAUAUUUGAAUAUGUAACUCCACAGCUAGUUAGGGGUAUUAAACUUUGCAUCAGCAACAGCCAUAACAUGAUGAUCAAGAAUUGCCUUAAUGUUGUCAAUAAAUAUAAUGGAAACAAGUCAAGAAGAGGUAUUGGCUUUUAAUGGCCACAGGCUGAAAGGAUACUGGACAUGUGAGAGGUGUCAUGGAGUCCUCACUCCCAUCUGUUUAAUAAUGGGGACCAUUCAGGAACUAGAAUUACCCAUGUAUGCCUUCUUCCUGCAUGCUGCUGAAAGGAAUGAGGAUGCAAAGCUCUCCUGUUGAACAUGCAGUGCUUAUUAGCCACUGUGCAGAGGGGCAGUCAUGUAGUGUAAAUGUGGUGGUGCUCAGUAAUGUGAGCUGAGUACCUGGGAGAGUGGGGCUAAUGGGUAUAUUUUGGGUGGAGAUGGGGCAUGGCCAGGCCAUCGGUGCUGGAGUUCGUUCUAGUGAAUGCAAAUAGUGUGCACAGUAGUUGCCAUUUUUAGUAUUUUCACAAGCCUAGUACUCAAAUGUGCUUAGAACAACUGAAAGGAGGGCAGCAGUGUAGGAC